Molecule: messenger RNA, 438 nt
Organism: Acanthoscelides obtectus
Lineage: Eukaryota; Metazoa; Arthropoda; Insecta; Coleoptera; Chrysomelidae
Source: the annotation of a GenBank genome assembly
AUGAGACAUAUUGAAAGUUGUCAUCCAAAAAUGAAAGAGGAAGAGAAAGAUAAGGCCAAAUCCAAACAUUGCAUUUUGUGCAAAGGAAAGAUGAAGAGCAGCUCAAACACCUCUAGGGACAAGUGUUCAUAUUGUAAACGUUUAAAGAAAGCUAUUAAUGGUGUAAAGGAUACCUUACGAGAUAGUAGUAAGGAACGAAUCUUGUUGAAACUUAAUAAAGGCGGGGUGAAGGUAAACUACGAAGGGACAUCAAAAAGAACGAAAGACAAAGUGGACAACAUAUCAAAAAAAGAUAACAGCGGAAAUACGACAACUAAGGAUGCCAAAGUGAAAGAAGACAAUGAAAGCAGUUCUGAAGAAGACGCAUAUGUUUCACUCACUGAUGUUCACCUAUUAAUAAAAGAGCAGUACAUCGACACUAAACUUGAGUCGGACUGA